GGCUUCUGUUGUUUCUGAGCAUGCCGUCUCUGCGUGUCCUGCAGGUGUGUCCCCGUGGAGAGCGGACUAACCUCCAGAAUGUGUGUGAGCGCUGCACCGAGGCCCCCGAGCUCUACGACUGGCUCUACCUUGGCUUCAUGGCCAUGUUGCCUCUAGUGCUGCACUGGUUCUUCAUCGAGUGGUACUCUGGGAAGAAGAGUUCCAGCGCGCUGCUGCAGCACAUCACAGCCAUGUUGGAGUGCAGCGUGUCGGCCGUGGUCACUCUGCUGGUGACGGAGCCGGUGGGGCAGGUUCGCAUCCACUCCUGCAGGGUCCAGAUGCUGUCCGACUGGUACACCAUGCUGUACAACCCCAGCCCCGACUACGUCAACACCCUGCACUGCACCCAGGAGGCCGUGUACCCGCUGUGAGUGAUCAC
Messenger RNA from Notothenia coriiceps (black rockcod), 418 nucleotides. Its product is annotated as JNK1/MAPK8 associated membrane protein. Lineage: Eukaryota; Metazoa; Chordata; Actinopteri; Perciformes; Nototheniidae. The record is from RefSeq and is a predicted model, not a curated record. Gene Ontology annotation, biological process: response to unfolded protein; ERAD pathway. Gene Ontology annotation, cellular component: membrane. The transcript is spliced from 2 exons. The coding region runs from base 21 to 410 and encodes 129 amino acids. Gene Ontology annotation, molecular function: ubiquitin protein ligase binding.